Seminavis robusta is the source of this 2493-nucleotide messenger RNA. NCBI's taxonomy places the organism in Eukaryota, Bacillariophyta, Bacillariophyceae, Naviculales, Naviculaceae. The record is from the annotation of a GenBank genome assembly.
AUGCCAGCGCACGAUGACGAAAGCAGCCAGGAAGACGGAGAGGAGAACUUGCUCGAUGUCAUUGCCAAAAUGCAGGCAAUGGAAGCUGGUGGUAAUGGUACUGUCGAUGAUUCUACUACUAAUGGUAUCACUGUUGGUCUCGACCCUCAAGCUGAAAAGGCUGCGGCCAGGAACAGUGUCGGUGCGGCUCUUUCCACAGGUGAAGAUCCUACAACUAACGGUAUCGCUGUUGGACUGAACCCCCAAACUGAAAAAGCUGCGGCCAGGAACAGUGUUGGUGCCGCUAUUUCCACGGGUGAAGCCCUGCCAAGGGCGGAAAGUUCUAAAGGCGACAAGGUACCGGCUGCGCUGUCUAUGGCUGGCGAUACUAUAGCAGUAGGGGUGCUCAACGUAGAGGAUGGCUGCCCUAAAGAUGAAGGACAGAAGGGCGGAAAGUCAAGCAACGCCAUUCCUAGUGCUCCCACAGAGCAGGACGGCCGACCUUUGGAGAAUGGUAGAGAGAACGUUGGACCUGCCCCAGUACCCUUGCGUCGAGGAACCAACCAUCCAACUUCCAGACCUGGAGCUGUCGCGGUUGGCGGCACUGGUAUCUCUGCUGCUGCUCCUGCUGCUCCGCCCGAGGCAGCCCAAGGUAAUUUCCACCAGCAAGCGCAAACAGUGACCAAUGAUGGUAUCGCACGAGCACGCCUUGUUAACACAGAUGAGGAGGAAAACAGGCAAAACGCUGAUCCUGUGCGGGAAGGGGAUCUCCGAAUGUCAAUUGGGAAUUCCAAAACAGAUGGAAGAGAAGCAUUCAAAGCCAUCUUUUUGAUUUCCAUUGUUGGAUUUAUUGUUCUUGGCCUUGUUCUGGGACUUACAGGAGAGAAAGACGAAGAAACAGUAGCCCCAACAAGUCUUCCCACUUCCGCACCAUCACUUGCUCCUACAGCCUAUUCGGACACCUUGGAUCUCCCUGACUACACACAGGAAGCAAUCUUGGAUGAUUCCAACUCCUCUCAGGCCAGAGCAUACUCCUGGCUGAUGGAGGAUCCAAAUUUAGAGAGCUACCCUGACUGGAGAGUCCUCCAAAGGUUUGCUUUGGCAACUUUCUACUAUUCCACGGGAGGGACAGACUGGACAAUCAAUGACAAUUGGCUGAAUCAUAGCCAGGAUGAAUGCAAGGAUUGGGCUUUUCGGACUGACACAGAUGGUUUUGAUCCAACAACCAGGGAUGACAAGAUCAUAGUGAACUCUCCAUGUGAUGCAAAUGGACGAUAUCAGUAUCUGCUGAUGUCUGGAAACAAUUUGGCUGGUUCUGUUCCACAAGAGGUUGGCCUGUUGUCAAGCUUGCUCAUCUUUGAGUUCUCCAAAAAUGACCUAGGAGGCAGUACUCUACCUUCUGAGAUUGGCUUGCUAACCAAUCUUUUGAGAAUGACGGCUGAUAGAAGCUACCUUGAUGGGACUGUUCCGACAGAGAUUGGACUAAUGACCGGCUUGAUUGAACUUUUCCUGGGCUACAACCCUUUUCCCUCCCCUAUCCCUUCCGAAAUUGCCAACAUUCGGGGACUCAAGAAGAUCAACCUGAACAGAGCAGGAUUCACUGGGACGUUUCCUCCUGAGCUCUACACACUGACCGACAUGCAGGUAUUUAAUGUUCAUGGUCUACUUGGAAUUACAGAAGCCAGCUUGAAGGGCAUCGAGCAAAUGACAGACUUGAUCGGUUUCUCCUGCCACAACUUCCCUCUUAAUGGCACUGCAAUGCCUACAGAACUGGGAUUGCUUACUAAGCUCAUGCACCUCAAUCUUUGGGAUACAGGAUUCACAGGGACGGUCCCUUCAGAGCUGCUUCAUUUGACUGUGUUGGAGCGACUGGAUAUUGAUGACAACAAAUUGACAGGAACCUUCCCUGGGUUUCUGUUGGAGCUUACAACUCUGGAAAUGAUCCUGUACAAUGGAAACUUCUUCACGGGUACCAUUCCAGCUGUUGCCUGGGAAAACAUGACCAAAUUAGAUUAUCUGUUCUUGAGCAACAAUCUGCUGAGCGGCACUAUCCCCACAGAAUUUGGGUUGCUAGAAAGUGCAAGGUACUUGCUCAUGGAACACAAUCUCUUCUCAGGAACAUUACCAACGGAGAUUGGGAAUCUAACCGCUCUCAAGGAGCUGUGGGUCCAUGGGACAGACAUUACAGGCACAGUUCCAACAGAGUAUGAGGAGAUUCCAGAGCUUGAACUUAUUACGUUGUCCAAUACCUUGCUCACUGGCUCCAUUCCCAAUGGCAUCUGUGACAGCUUGAUGGAAGUGACCUGGGGUUGCGAGACCAGAUUCGAUGAAAAGCUCCACAAGGGCAAAUCUUGUGUUGUAUCUCCAGUAACUGUCUGUGUGUUUGUGUUUUAUAUAUCUGUUUUGGUGGCUUGCCCAGGCCUGCUGACAUGGAUGUCAUGGUGUCUGCUCCGUUGGUCAAGUCACUCCUCAUUUUGUUCCUUGAUUUUAAAGAGUUGCUAUCGAAUCCAAUGA